AUUCCAACAACAGCACAGCAGAGCAAGAGCGCACCAGCACGACACAGCCAAGCUCCACUCCACCGACACGCUGCGCUCGAGCCCGCCGGCGAGAUCCAUGGCGCGGCUGCUCCCGACGGCCGCGGCAGCGGCCAUCGUGGCCGCCGUCCUGGUGGCGGGCCUGCCGGGCGCCCGGGCGGCGUCUGCCUCGCCGGCGGCGGACGACGCGCCGCCGUACAGGAACCACACCGUUGGCGGCGGCGACGGGUGGUUCUUCGACGCCAACACCAACGCCUCGUCCGGGAACUACUCCGACUGGGCCGCCGGCGAGACCUUCUACCUCGGUGACUACCUCAUUUUCAAGACGAACGACAACUCGUCGGUGGUGCAGACCACCAACGCCACGACAUACGGGCUCUGCGACGCCAGCGACGACCUGGCGGAGACGACGUCCAUCUACGGCGGCGGCGGCGGCGGGGGCGGCGGCCUCGAGCAGAACAGCACCAUCGCGGUGGCGCUCACCGCCGAGGGCGCCAACUACUUCUUCUCCGAGGCCGACGGGGGCGCGCAGUGCCAGCAGGGGAUGCGGUUCGAGAUCAAGGUCGAGCACGGCCGGGGCCUGCCGCCGUCGCUACUGCACCAGCCGCCGGCGCCCAAGGGCCGCGUCCUCGCGCCGCCGCCGGCGGGCACGGCGUUCUCGGGCACCGGCGGGGUCGAGCCCGGCGACGGCGCCGGGGACAACGGCGGCGCUGGCACGAGCGGCGCGUGCAGGGCGGCCAGCGGCCGGUUCUUGGGGGUGGUGGCUGCUGCUGCUGCGGCUCUGGCCGUUUUGGUUCUUUGAGUAGCGAUGGUUUAAAGGCAUUCGUCAUUUGGAACCACUGUUCUGCUUAUGUAUGUGUCUGUAUUUAAAUUCAUCAUUUAAUGGAGAUUUGUGUUCGAUGC
Molecule: messenger RNA, 921 nt
Organism: Zea mays
Lineage: Eukaryota; Viridiplantae; Streptophyta; Magnoliopsida; Poales; Poaceae
Product: uclacyanin-2
Cellular component (GO): plasma membrane
Molecular function (GO): electron transfer activity
Source: RefSeq, marked validated